Penicillium atrosanguineum is the source of this 1662-nucleotide messenger RNA. RefSeq lists its product as uncharacterized. Gene Ontology annotation, molecular function: transmembrane transporter activity. Bases 1 to 1662 code for a protein of 553 amino acids. The transcript is spliced from 4 exons. Gene Ontology annotation, biological process: transmembrane transport. NCBI's taxonomy places the organism in Eukaryota, Fungi, Ascomycota, Eurotiomycetes, Eurotiales, Aspergillaceae. The record is from RefSeq and is a predicted model, not a curated record.
AUGGAGACGCCAACCUCGGAAUUCGAACAUGAGAGCGACAAGAAACAGGGAUUCGUCGUUGAACAGGUCAUCGAGAGUCAGCCCAAGUUCUCGAUUUCGAAACAGGAUGGGUUGAUCCUUCUGGCAAUGGCCAGUCUGAGCUUGAUGGCAGCGCUGGACGGGACGUCUAUCUCGGUUGCUCUGCCGACCAUGUCUCAUGAGCUGGGCGGAACCACAAUAGAAGCAUUUUGGACAGGAACCUCCUUUACACUUUGUUCCGCAGUCUUCCAGCCGGUAUUCUCGUCAUUGUCGGAUUUGUUCGGUCGAAAACCAUUGGUGCUUGUCGCGAUAGCAUGGUUCACCAUCGGAGCAAUCGUGGCUGGAGUCGCCAAUAACUUCACCCACAUGCUCAUCGGUCGGUCUUUGCAGGGCGUUGGAGGAGGGGGAAUCAUCACCCUCACCGGUAUCCUCAUCGCAGAUAUUGUGCCUCUCAGUGAAAGAGCAAAAUACUUUGGAAUGCUCAGCGCGAUUUGGAGCUUGGGAACAGUGGUAGGACCUGUCAUUGGGGGCUGCUUUGCAGAGAAAGUCACAUGGCGGUGGAUCUUCUAUAUCAAUUUCCCUUUCAUAGGAAUCGGGGCGAUCCUGGUCGCUUGGUCGUCUAGCUUACGGAUCCGGAAGGCCUCUUUCACUGCGCAGGUGCGAAAGAUUGAUUUCAUUGGGAUCGCACUGUUUGUUCCAAGUUCCGCUUCAUUCUUGAUACCCUUGACCUGGGGAGGUGUCUUGUACCCCUGGGACUCAUGGCACACCCUGGUGCCAUUGAUUAUCGGGUCAGUCGGACUCGGCGUGUUCGCGAUCUAUGAGUGGAGAUUUGCGCAACAACCAAUGAUCCCACCAGCGAUCUUUCGCAAUCGAACAGCCCUCAUAUCAUUCGCGGGCUAUGCAGUCGUUGGCCUACUCGUCUGGUGCUGUCUGUAUUUCCUUCCCCUCUACUACGAAGCCGUGAAAGGAUUCAAACCUAUCAUGUCCGGAAUUGCCCUUUUCCCCGAGACAUUCACUGUCGCCCCAAGUGGAGUGAUUGUCGGCCUUAUUAUCAGUCGAACGGGUCAGUACUACUGGGCCGUUUGUAUCGGGUGGUUUCUCUCGACUAUUGGAACGGGCCUGUUAUGUCUAUUGGAUGUCAACACCGGCACCAUCACCUGGAUAUUCUUGAAUCUCGUGCCUGGCGUCGGCAUUGGGAUGAUCCUCCCCUCCGUCGCACUAGCAGUGCAAGCAUCCGCAACGGCUGAGAAUCUCGCGAUCGCAGUGGCAACAUCCACUUCCUUCCGAGGCUUUGGACAGUCUAUCGGUGUGGCGAUCGGGGGCGUAAUCUUUCAGAACCGAAUGAAGAGCAAUCUAUUGCAGUAUUCUACACUACGGCCAUUGGCGGAUAAAUACAGUGGCAAUGCGGCUGGCGCGGUGAACAUGAUCAGGGAGAUGCAUGAUGACCUGGUCAAAGGGGAUCUUAAGCAGGCUUAUGCUGAUAGCCUGAAGAUUGUGUGGGCAUUUUGUUGUGGUAUUUCGGGGUUGAUGUUUUUCAUCAGUCUAUUUACAAAGUCUUACGAUUUGAACCGGACUCUUGUUACGAAGCAAGGCCCUGAAAAGGCGGAGGUACAUGAGCAAGAGAGCGAGGCUGUUCAUGGUUGA